AUGUUUUCUAAAAAAUCAAUUAUUAUAAUUGCGACAAGAAUUAAAAAAAAGAAAAGAUUGAAAAUAUGGAGAGAUUCAAAAGAAAAAAAGAUAUAUAAAUUUAAAAAAAUACAAAAAAUAAUAAAAAAAUUUAAAUUGCAUCUAUCAUAUUGUUAUUCUACUUUUGAUAAACUAAACCAUAAUAGAAAAAAAAUUGGAUUUAUAUUUUGGAUUGGAAUACUGUAA
Pneumocystis murina B123 is the source of this 225-nucleotide messenger RNA. RefSeq lists its product as hypothetical. The transcript is spliced from 7 exons. Bases 1 to 225 code for a protein of 74 amino acids. NCBI's taxonomy places the organism in Eukaryota, Fungi, Ascomycota, Pneumocystomycetes, Pneumocystales, Pneumocystaceae. The record is from RefSeq and is a predicted model, not a curated record.